Rhagoletis zephyria (snowberry fruit fly) is the source of this 588-nucleotide messenger RNA. RefSeq lists its product as uncharacterized. Lineage: Eukaryota; Metazoa; Arthropoda; Insecta; Diptera; Tephritidae. The record is from RefSeq and is a predicted model, not a curated record.
AUGAACCCCGUGGUAUUUUUUUAUACAAGCUCAUCGGAUUCAGACGAGGAGCAUCACCAAGAGGCCAUAAGGUGCAGGAUUCGCGAUAAAAGCAAUCCUAUGGCUUUAUCUGACGCAGCAUUCAGAAAGCGCUUUAGACUCUCUAAAGAUGCAUUUAGUUUCGUCCUGUCGGAAAUAAAAUUUCAAGGGCAUUUAUCAACCGCGGUGCCACCAAUGCUUCAACUAGCGGCAACUUUGUCCCUUUUGGCGAUUAUCGGUUGUAUUGAUGGCACACAUUUUGCUCUUCAAAAACCAACUGAAAAUGAGCAUAUGUUUUAUAAUCGGAGAGGAUACCACAGCCUCAAUUCAAUGAUAAUUUGUGAUCACGAGUAUAGAAUUUUGGCUAUUGACUCGAAAUAUGGUGGAGCAGCACAUGAUUCAUUUGUGUGGAAACAUUCAGCGCAGAGGAGAUUUUUAGAGGAUGAAUACAAUCGGAAAUCAUUUGAAAAAUGUCUGGCUUUUAGGAGACUCAGGUUACCCUUUGGAGCCAUGGUGUUUGACACCAUUCAGAAACCCCGUAGAUGGUUCGAGUCAAGCGCGGUUCAAUGA